This is a messenger RNA of Dictyostelium purpureum, 1851 nucleotides long. RefSeq lists its product as uncharacterized. NCBI's taxonomy places the organism in Eukaryota, Evosea, Eumycetozoa, Dictyosteliales, Dictyosteliaceae. The record is from RefSeq and is a predicted model, not a curated record. The transcript is spliced from 2 exons. Bases 1 to 1851 code for a protein of 616 amino acids.
AUGCUCAUCAAAAAUAGAAGGCCUAUAACUCUUGCUAAUUGUCUAUACAAGAUACAAUCUAAGGUAAUCAACAAUAGAUUACAGACUAUUCUUCCUGAUAUAAUUAACCCCAAUCAGAAAGGCUUUACUGGAGGCAGAAAAAUUACAGAUAAUACAAUGACUGUAAACGAAAUUAUCAAAUAUUGUAUCAAAAACAAACUACCAGGAAUCAUUACUUUUUAUGAUUUUGAGAAAGCUUUUGACUCUAUAUCUCAUGAUGCCAUUUACAGAACACUAUUACACAUUCAAGUACCAACCAAACUAACUAAUCUUAUUAUGCAACUACUCACCAAUUCCUUUGCAAAAAUAGAAAUAAAUGGUAAAAAUACUGAUAAAUUUAUAAUAGGACGAGGAGUAAAACAAGGAGAUCCUUUAUCACCGACCCUUUAUGUAAUGGUAAUAGAAGCUUUAGCUAGAUCAAUAUUAGAAGAUAAAUCAAUAAUUGGACUUCCUUUAGACAACACAAACAGAAGAAUCAAAUUUCAAGGUUUUGCAGAUGAUUCAUCAUCAAUGGUUCAUAACAACGACCAACUUAAUUUGGUACUUCAACACUUCAAUCAAUUUUGCACAGCAACAUCAUCAAAACUAAAUAUAGAUAAAUCAGUUUCAAUAACAAUCAACAACCCAGACACAACAAAUUCAGUUAUUCCAAUAUCAAAUAAACCAGAAAGAUAUUUAGGUUACUACUUCACAGGUACCGGAAUCCAUAGAAAACUACCAGAAAUACUGAAUUCUAUAAGAUCCUCGUUAUCAUUAUGGAAAACAACAAGUAACUCAAUUAAAACAAAAGUAAACAUCCUCAAAUCCUUUGCACUAUCAAGAAUAACAUAUUACUCGUAUAUUGAAGAAUUCAACGAUGAUGAAAUUAAAGAAAUCAAUAAAAUUGCAGAUUGGUUCCUAUCAGCACCUAACAAUAAAAGUCCAAAUGGUUUUAAAGUCUUCAAAUUAAUGAGCUCUAAAAGAGCAAAUUAUCCUAUGGAUCAAGGAGGUUGGAAUCUUUGGAAUAUCAAAAACAGACAAAAAGCACAAAGAUUAUGGAUGAUAAAUCAAAUAAUCAAUAAAAUUGAAACUAACAAAAUAGAAUCAGAAUAUCAACACAGUUGGAAACAUCAAAUAUCAACCAAAACAAUAACUUCAGAUUACCUAUUUAAAAACUACAAUGAUUGGAUACAAAUAAAAGUUAAAAAAGGACUACUAGACGGGUUGAAAUCCAUUAAAAAUAAAGACGGCAAACCUCUUUCUUUAGCAGAAUGGUAUUCGGAAAUAAACAAUCUCAACAGCUUUACACCCAAAACAGAAUUCCAACAAUGUCUUCAACUUACAGGUUAUAGCUAUAUCAACCUAUUCAAUAAUAUACUUAAUAUUAAAGAUCCAAAAUCAAGAAACACUCUAUUCAAAUUCCAAGCAAGAUGCUUACCCAUCAACUUCAUUCACAACAAACCAUGUAGACUAUGUAAUGAAAAUCUUAAUAAUGAUCCAUAUGGUCAUCUAUUUUUCAAAUGUAAAAAAACUCUGAAAUUCAUCAACUUUAAUAAACUAAAAUCAUUUAUAUUCAUUACUUCGGGAAGGGGCCUCAAUUGGUCACUAGACAUAACAAGAUCAAGAAGGAAUAUAUCAAUAAAAAAUAUUACAUACAAAAUCCCAGAAGGUCGCAAAUCCGAUGGAGAAAUAAAUAUGGAUUACAACAACACCAGAUUCCACAAAUCACACUUCCAAUGGAACUAUAAAGCAAUAGAUUUCGACUUAACUAGAUGUUUCGCUUAUAGAAAUGCCAUAGCCCUGAUUACCAGAAAUGCCUGGAUGGCUCAGUAG